Hippoglossus stenolepis (Pacific halibut) is the source of this 3995-nucleotide messenger RNA. RefSeq names its product receptor-associated protein of the synapse, 43kD (gene rapsn). The record is from RefSeq and is a predicted model, not a curated record. Gene Ontology annotation, molecular function: acetylcholine receptor binding; protein-membrane adaptor activity. The transcript is spliced from 9 exons. Gene Ontology annotation, cellular component: synapse. NCBI's taxonomy places the organism in Eukaryota, Metazoa, Chordata, Actinopteri, Pleuronectiformes, Pleuronectidae. The coding region runs from base 754 to 2025 and encodes 423 amino acids. Gene Ontology annotation, biological process: chemical synaptic transmission.
GAGACUGAAACCCAAACCCAGUGACAUGUCAGACUUGGUGAACUAUUCUAAGCAUCAGUUGCUGACGCCGAGAUGAGGGGUGGGGGUUUCUGGGGGCACAUAUGCGCCUCCAUAAGAAAUCCCAAUUGGAGUUGACGGCCGCUACCAGCACCAUCUGACACGCACCGCCUUAAUGUUGGGAAAUGAAGCCGUUUAAAGCACCGGUAUAAAAUCCCACACGUGCGAGUCUGGUCAGAUCCGUUUGUGGAUGAGUGUUUUUAAUGCGCCAGAGGGUCGAGAUGUAAAAAGUUGCCGUCCAGCGGGUGAGGUUUAGUGUGAAGGCAGAUCGCUAGGAGCUGUAGUGACCUUGGGACUGCUUGCUGAGGGCAGGACAGAAUUCCUGAAGGGACACAUGGUCUAGAGUGACAAGGCCAUCUGCUGUAGCGCCAGCAGUAGGAGGAAGGUGGAGGGGGUGCUGAGAUUCCUUUCGCUGGGGUGUGGAGGGAGUAGAUAUUCUGGGAUAUCACUGCUAGCACUCCACUGGGAAACGUGUUUCUUUGGAGUUUUUCAAACGGAAAUCCGACGCAGACUUUUUGAACACUUGAUGUUUCCUUUCCAUCUCAGCACAGUCGGAGCUGAGAGAGCAGGACCCGGUAGGCCUCCUGGCACCGUCCUCUUGCAGGAUCAUCUUCAAGGAAUCUUCGUUGGAGUUGUACUGUGCAUGGCAAGGAUCUACUUUCUUGCUGCCUCACUGAAAUUGCAUGGCCUAAACGAAUGAAUAUUUUUAUGAGGCGCCUUGCACCAGAGAUGGGCCAGGACCAAACCAAGCAGCAGAUAGAGAAGGGCCUGAAGCUGUAUCAGUCCAACCAGACAGACAAAGCCCUGCAUGUGUGGACAAAAGUGCUGGAGAAGACCUCAGAUCCUGGAGGGAAGUUUCGGGUGCUGGGGUGCCUGAUCACAGCUCACUCCGAGAUGGGAAAAUAUAAAGAUAUGCUCAAGUAUGCCCUCGAUCAAAUCGACACUGCCAGAGAAAUGGAGGACCCGGACUACCUGACGGAGGGCUACCUCAAUCUGGCCCGCAGCAACGAGAAGCUGUGCGACUUCCAGAAAACCGUCUCGUACUGUAAGACCUGCUUAAACAUGCAGGGCACCACUGUCAGUCUGCAGCUCAACGGACAGGUGUGUCUGAGCAUGGGCAACGCCUUCCUGGGCCUCAGUGUCUUCCAGAAAGCUCUGGAGAGCUACGAGAAGGCCCUGCGCUACGCACACAACAAUGACGACAAGAUGCUGGAAUGCAGGGUCUGCUGCAGUCUGGGAAACAUCUACGUCCAUCUGAAGGACUAUGAGAAAGCCCUCUUCUUCCCCUGCAAAGCAGCUGAGCUGGUCAAUGACUACGGCAAGGGUUGGAGCCUCAAGUAUCGAGCCAUGAGCCAGUACCACAUGUCUGUCGCCUACAGGAAACUGGAGCGCCUGCCAGAUGCCAUGGAGUGCUGUGAGGAAUCUAUGAAGAUUGCUCUGCAGCACGGCGACCGUCCUCUGCAGGCUCUGUGCUUAGUGAACUUUGCAGACAUACACCGCUGCAGGCAGGACUCUGAUAAAGCAUUCCCUCGCUACGAGUCUGCCCUGGGUAUCAUGACUGAGAUCGGAAACCGUCUGGGACAAGCACAAGUUUAUCUGGGCGUCGCAAAGUGUUGGCUUCUGCAGAAAGAAUUUGACAAGGCUCUUGAUUCUUUGCAGCGAUCUCAGGAGUUAGCAGACGGAAUGGGAAACAAGCUGUGCACACUGAAGGUUCACUGCCUGAGCGAGGGGAUUUAUCGGAGCCGGGGGCAGGAGGAGAAGCUCAGGGAGCAGGUGGUGAAGUUCCUGCAGUGCGUCGAGGAGCUGGAGCUCUACUGUGGCAUGUGUGGAGAGUCCAUCGGGGACAGGGACCAAAAGCUGCAGUCCUUGCCCUGUUCCCACAUUUUCCAUCUCAAGUGUCUGCAGACAAACGGAACGAAAGGUUGUCCUAAAUGUUUCAAGUCGUCCAUGAAGCCUGGAUUUGUUUGAUUGGUGCAACGUGUUUGUGCGUUGGAUCUGCCGACACAGCGUGAGGCCUCGCAGGCUCCUGACUGAUCUGAGAGAAGCAGGCAGCCUCGGGAUGUGCUGAAGAUGUUCGAGGAGUAAUGACGAUUUACUGCUCUGAUGCUGAACUGAACCCAGGGCGUCCCGGAGUGCAGCUCUGAGGUCACGAUCCAGGCGUCCAUCUUACGUGCAGACGUCAGUCUGUGAGAGGCGGAAGCUGAGAGUUAUAUUUCAAUAUAUAAGCAGAGGAAGAAAGAACCUAAACUACCACAUUGUUUCUGAUGACUGAACAUUUGGAGCAUUUGUCCAAAGAGCAUUUAUAACUUAGUGUAUUUGCUAUUUUAUGUAUUAGAUUUGUUUAUGAAAAAGUGAGAUAAAAAGAUCUUUGGAGGAAUUCAGUGAAAUCUCAGUUAUCUUUGUCGCAGGGUUUCCUUUCAUUUUUUUCUUUACACAACAGAUUUGUUUUUUAUCCAGAACACAGAGACAUGACUGAUUUCAUACUUGUUAUAUUUAUUAUCGUAUUCGUGUACAUACUCUUUUGUAGUACAUCUCUUUGUAGUAUAUUUUGUCUGUAAAAAUCUCUCGUUUGAUUUAUUUGAGGUGUUUUGUAAAACCCACAGCUAACUAAAAUCUCUUAACCAUUCAAAAACUAGUAUGUCUUUACGAAACGUGUCCAUGCAGCUGUUUUUUGUUUUGUUUUCCCUUCUUCACAAAGAGUGAGGAGCAAGAUCAACACACAUUGUGUUCAAUGAAAUUCCUUUUCUGGAAACUAACUAAUCAACUCUUAACUCUCACAUCAACUGUCAUAGUUUAAGGAGAAGUACUGUUGAGAAGGAAACCUCUAAAUAACCGAUUAUUCAGAGGAGUUACUGUUGUAAUGGUGUGUUUUCAUAUUUGUAGUCGUAUGUAAAUAUGAAUAAUAAGUCAACAGAUCUCCGUCGUCACAUCGAGAUCAUUUUCUUGGCAUUUUGUGAUUUUGAGGGCGAAAGCCAAAAAGCUGAGCUAUUGUGUUAAAAUGUGGCAUGUGAUAUUUACAGCGCCGAGCAACAAGGUUGGAUUAUAUAUCGAUCCCAUCCUGUAUCCAUGUAACUGUAUUUAUGUAACUGUUUGUCAUAGUAUUUCAUAAUAUUCAGUGGCUUUAUCCUCAAUAUUCCUUUGUUUAUUUUAAACAUUUUGUGAUUUGGUUAAAAAGACGAAAUCACCGUUGCUUAAUCAAGGUUCUUCAUAUACAAAAGGUUUUCUUCAAAAAGUGACUUAUUUAAUCAGAGAGUUCAUGAUACAAAAUUUCUUUACAGGACUCUUAUAAAGCAUGAAAUAUAAAAAUGCAUUAAUGUAGGAACAAAAAUAAUUUAAACAAACUAUUAACCUUUUUUGACAAAUUUAUUUGAUCAGGCAAAGUUGAGAAAAUCAAAACUUUAGCUUCAAAAUUGUACACGUACUGUUUUCUCUCUUCCAUCAUGUGAGUCGGUCCACAGCUUUAGAGAGAGAGAGAGAGAGAGAGACACAUUUACCUUUACUGCACGAGCACUUACGUUUCUCCCGGUACGAACACAGGAGCAGCGCCUGGUUCUCUGUUCUGGGGUCAGUGCAUCCGGGUACUGCGACUGUGUGUUUACCUGUCAGUGUAACACGCGGCGACUUUCUUUUCACUGUUUGUUCUUGAGGUGCUGAAACGAUUUUUUUUUCCAACAGCACAGCCGCUCAUCUUUUAACAGUUUAAACUACCUCUGUUUUUAAACUCCUCCUCAGAGGACUAAUGCAGUAAUAACUCAGUUUAAUACAUGUAGAAUUGUUGUUGUUGUUUUUUCUAGACACCAUGUAGCUGAUUUCCAUGAUUUAGAGUCUUGACUAAAAUGCAUUUGUUAAUAUAUUUAUGCAUCGAGUCAAACCAUGUUAAUCCAUGUGUCGGAUGUGGAGACAUUUCAAUAUGGGAAAUAAAGUAAAAGUGAAUUUAA